AGGUCUGACAUCCACUUGCACACCGUAGACACAGUUAGCCGCAACACGCUACAUCUGAGAAAGAUCCACAAUCCACAGCAAUGGCAGAUCCAAGAAUACGGCAAAUUAAGAUUAAAACUGGCGUCGUCAAGAGGUUGGCGAAAGAGGAGGUGGCGUACACAACGGAGGCGAAGCAGCAGGAGGAGAGGGUGGAGCGCCUGAAAGCAGAGGGAACAGAUGAAUAUGUCAUCAAGAAACAGGUGGAGGUGUUGCAGGAGUCCAGAAUGAUGAUCCGAGACUGCCACCGCCGUCUGGCCGCAGCGCACGCAGAUCUGCUUCAGUUAUUAGAAACAGAAGAGGAUUUGGAAGAAUCAGAAGAGUACAAAGAGGCCAGAAACAUGUUGGACUCAGUGGAGCUUGAAGGAUGAUUUGUGAUCUCUUUCUGUUCUCACUGUGAGGUGCACUUGCGUUUAAAUGUCCAUUCCUUUCGUCGGGCCCUGUUUGCAACCGUGGAGGCAAACCGAAUCAUUUCAGAGUCUCCGUUCUUGAUGUAAUUGUUUCUACUGUUUACCGAUAGCGUGCCACCACAUUGGAUCGUGAGAAAGCAUUCAGUGUGUUUCAGUGGAGGAGUUUUUUUUUGAAGGUUUUAUUCAACAUAUUAAAACAUAGUCUGGACUUAAAGACGUGAUUAAACACACACACACACUCAUUUGUCUGUUUUUCUGCAGUUUUAACCAUCACUGUGAACGGUGUGCAUGGGUCCAUGCAGAUCACCGUAGGAGCUCCAGUGUUUUUAUGAAGUGUCCUUUUUUCAUUCCUUUUCUGCGCAUCUGAGUCGGUCAAAACCUUCGCUGCCUGUCACCUUUGAUCGUGACGCAUCAGGGCACAAAAUUAACACCAACCAAACAUCCCAGAAUACCAACCACAGCUGUUAUCAACGAUCAUUUUCAUGCACAACUUUUAAGAAAAAUGAUAAACGCCCAUCACAAGUUUCCUGAGCUCGUUUUGUGCGUCCAAGCCACAAAUAUAUUCAACUUACAAUGAUAAAAAAAACUUCUGAAAAGCAACUAAUGGUCAUGUUUGGCUUUUUUUUUGCUUGUUUGUUUGUUUGUUUGCUUG
Molecule: messenger RNA, 1098 nt
Organism: Chelmon rostratus (copperband butterflyfish)
Lineage: Eukaryota; Metazoa; Chordata; Actinopteri; Chaetodontiformes; Chaetodontidae
Gene: tbca
Product: tubulin cofactor a
Exons: 4
Coding region: 81-407 (108 amino acids)
Biological process (GO): post-chaperonin tubulin folding pathway; tubulin complex assembly
Cellular component (GO): microtubule cytoskeleton; cytosol
Molecular function (GO): beta-tubulin binding
Source: RefSeq, a predicted model, not a curated record